Serpula lacrymans var. lacrymans S7.9 is the source of this 677-nucleotide messenger RNA. RefSeq lists its product as uncharacterized. The transcript is spliced from 3 exons. The annotation marks the transcript as partial. Lineage: Eukaryota; Fungi; Basidiomycota; Agaricomycetes; Boletales; Serpulaceae. The record is from RefSeq and is a predicted model, not a curated record.
UUUUUGUUCCUUUUUGGUCUGUGUGCCUCCGUUGCCGUCGUCGACAUUCCAUCGUUCCUUUCUCUCUCCUCACACACUGUUUCCUUCCGCUCGUUUCCUUGUCGUCUCGAACGGUUCUGCUGUCCUCGUCGUCUCCUGUUGAGUUGGACGCAUCAAAGAAAGCGCUGAAUCUUUGUGAUAGCGAUUUUGAAAGGUUCUAUCGUGACGAGCAGGUCUAUUUAGCGUCAUUCAAACAACUCCCUAUGAAAGACAAAUUUGAGGGGCAUUAUCUUGAAGCAUUAGAUGAUCAUGCACAACGGUACCAGGACUGGGAGGAUGCUCGUAAGGCCCUGAAUGCACUUCUUUCUAGCAUUCUGAGUGGACCCAUCCAUCAGCUCCACACAAAUGUAUCACGGGCUCGGAACCGGGUUAAUACUACAUAUACCGCUCUGCAAACAGCAGAAAAACAGACUUCCAAUUUGGAAGUUUCUUUAAACAUAGAGAAGCGAUGGGAAAUAGGUGGCUCUGAAUAUAACUGUCGCAAAGAAAGAGCUUCAUUUGCAAAGUAUCGGAGUGCUCUAGAUGCUCUAAAGCGUGCAGUUGUAAUGCGACUGACUGAGCUUUCCAAGUUGUCAAUGUCUGGAACAGGCUAUAAACUUCAGCAACAGAUCAGCAAAGGAUUGCAGUGGCACUCUGAG